AAAAAAAAAAAAAAAAAAAUAUUUAUUUUUUGAAAAAAAUAAAUAUUUUUCAGAAAAUACACACGAAAUCAAAUUUUUAUUUCAUAAACAUGUCCUCCUACCUAGUCACGUGCGGCUUUUCAUGUUAUUGCUGUUUCAAAGAUUGUAUUGGGCACUAGAGAACAAACCACAUAACAUAUGCGGUCCAAAAGCCCCCUCCCCCAAAAAUCUUCAAAUCCACCCCCAAUUUACAAUUUCAUUUUUACUUAACCUUGUUUGUUUAAUCAAUGCUUCAAAAUACUUUUCGCAGUAACACCACCACCGCCACCACCAUUGAGCAGCUGAAAAAUGAUAUCUUUCAUGCAACUACGAACCCCAAACACAAACCUUGCAUUUCUUUCAAGAACUUCCCCAAUACCCCUUUAUCGGAUUGAACUGUCGUUUCCUCAGAAGAUUUUCUUUUGCCAAGCGAAGUACGCUGAAUCUGAGAUAGACGGAUCUUUUAACGUAAGGGUGGUUUCCCCAACCCUUGUAGCUGCUGAAAAGGAAGAAGCAAAGGCUGUCUUGACCUUGUUUCUGAAGAAACAGGGUUUAAGCGCUGCUCUUGCAGCAAGAGCUAUCAACAGAUCAGAGUCUUUUAUCGAUCACCUAGUCUCGCGGCUGCAUUCUGUUCACAAGUCUCGCUACCUAGUAGGACGAGAACUAACAACUCUUGAGAUUAGGGAUGCUCUCACCCCAUACCUUGAGGCCCUCCAUGAGGAAUAUGGAAGCAUUCUGUUGGAUGUUGUGGAGAGCUUUCCAAACCCACCCGUUGUGGAUAAAAUAGAAGAAACUGUUGAAAAAGUGCCCCUUCCUGUCACACCAGCUUCACCUCCUAGUGCUGUCCUUGAAUCCAAGAAGCUGAAGGCCCUGGCACGAGUGAGUGACAUUGGACCCACUGGGAAGCUUCCCCCACAUAUUUUAUACCUUGUUGAAUUGGGCAUGGACAUUGAAAAGAUUAGAGUAAUCACACGCAGGUUUCCCGCUUUUGCUUACUAUAGUCUUGAGGGAAAAAUCAAACCAGUAGUUGAGUUUCUUCUUGAUCUUGGAGUGCCAAGAUCACAGAUCCCAACCAUUCUAACCAAAAGGCCUCAACUAUGUGGAAUUAGUCUCUCAGAGAAUUUUAUUCCAACAAUGGCAUUUUUGGAAGAACUGGGCAUUGAUAAAGAACAGUGGGCUAAAGUAAUCUACCGUUUUCCUGCACUUCCCACUUACAGUCGACCUAAAUUGAAAGCAACAGUGGACUUUCUUUAUGAAAUGGGUCUAUCUUCUGAGAAUGUGAGCAAGGUUCUAACCAGAUAUCCAAACAUCAUAAGUUACAGCGUGGAAGACAAGCUAAGGCCUGCAACAAAGUACUUCCGUUCAUUGGGGGUUGAUGUUGGAGUUCUUCUCUACCGAUCUCCUCAAACUUUUGGUCUUAGCAUUGAGGCCAACCUUAAGCCUGUCACCGAGUUCUUCAAGGAUAAGGGAUUCAGUAUGAAUGAAGUUGCCAUAAUGGUGUCAAGAUACGGUGCUCUAUAUACUUUUAGCUUGGCUAAGUUUGUGCUGAAGUGGGAGUUCUUUUUGACCAUGGGUUAUCCGAGAUCAGAACUGGUCAAGUUUCCUCAGUAUUUUGGUUAUAGUUUGGAAGAGAGAAUCAAGCCAAGGUUUGCCAUUAUGACUGAUAAAGGUGUAAGGUUGUUACUGAACCAGAUGUUGUCACUGUCGCAUGAUUCUUUCGAUAAGGUUUUGGAGAAAAAAAUGCAGAAAUUGUUAGAUAAUUAGCCACUGGAGACGUCUCUGAUGGAAUUCACCAACUAUUAAAGGUCUGGAGAUUUUAAGAUUUCAUGUCCAUUGAGCCAAAAGUUAUGGUUUUCAGAUAUUGCUAGGUGAAGAUAGCAGUGACAAAGUUGUCUCAAUGGAUGCUAGAGGAAUCUUAUUAAGUCAGUAGACAUCUCAUGUGCCUGGUGUACAACUGUAUAGGCUAAAGUAAUCGAAAAUGUUGGUGGAAUAGCUUUUAGGCAAUGUAUUUUAUCUUGUAUUUCGUACUCGUUGUGUUUAUAGGCCUUUAGAAUAUGAUCCAAGUUUUGCUGACAGGAUUUAUUUGCAGUCGUCAAGGUUCUUUACAAAGUGAUUUCUCAGUCUUGGGAGAUCAACACACUGUUUGUGAGGACAUAUAGUUUUCAACAGGGUUCUUUGCAAGAGCUAUGUUUUCUUUUAUAAACUAGACAAUGAAACCCCUCUUAGUCAUUGAUUAGUUCAGGUUUUUUGUUUGGAGAAA
This is a messenger RNA of Capsicum annuum, 2278 nucleotides long. Its product is annotated as transcription termination factor MTERF5, chloroplastic. The coding region runs from base 328 to 1782 and encodes 484 amino acids. NCBI's taxonomy places the organism in Eukaryota, Viridiplantae, Streptophyta, Magnoliopsida, Solanales, Solanaceae. Gene Ontology annotation, molecular function: double-stranded DNA binding. The transcript is spliced from 4 exons. Gene Ontology annotation, biological process: regulation of DNA-templated transcription. The record is from RefSeq and is a predicted model, not a curated record.